AUGGGUAUCCCAGGGCUCAUCGGCGCCAUAGGUGCAGGAGAGCGGGUCUCCCUGGCCAAAGUGGCCGGAUUGCACCUGGAACGAACUGCGAGGCCCAUCCGAAUCGCCGUUGAUAUCUCCAUUUGGCUUUUCCAGGUCCAAGCAUCGCGCGGAGGAAAGAACCCGGAACUACGAACCCUUUAUUUUCGACUGCUAAAGCUACUUGCUUUGCCUGUACACCCACUCUUCGUCUAUGAUGGCCCUCAUAAGCCCCCGUUCAAGCGAGGCAAAGCGGUAUCGCGCAACUCGGGCAAUUUACCAAUCAUCAAACGCUCGAGGGACCUUAUCGAGCGAUUUCGGUUUCCAUGGCAUGAAGCACCCGGGGAAGCGGAAGCCGAGUGCGCUCGGUUACAACAGGCUGGCAUUGUCGAUGCAGUUAUAAGCAAUGACGUUGAUGCUCUGAUGUUCGGGUCGACUUUCACAAUGAUGAACUUCUCGAACGAGAGCGGAAGUGGGGCAUCUGGUGCAACACACGUCACUUGCUAUCACUUGGGUGACCAGGGCUAUGUGUCAAAUAUAUCCUUGGAUAGGGCUGGAAUGAUCCUCUUCGCUAUGCUAAGCGGAGGAGAUUACCUUCCGUCCGGGGUCGAGAAGUGUGGUCCUGGUACCGCUGCAGAAAUUGCAAAGGCUCAGUUUGGCGAGGAUCUUCUUGGAUUAAUCGCCUCAGAUCCGCCGGAACCUGAUGGAAUAAUCACCUCGGACGCGCCAGACCUUGACUCGAAACUCCGCGAAUGGCGAGACCGACUGCAAUACGAGUUGGAUUCAAAUGAGAGUGGCUACUUUGUCAACAAACACCCAGCAGUCCGAAUCCCGGAGAACUUUCCCGAUCCAACUAUUCUCAAGUACUAUGCUGAGCCAGAGGUUUCCACCGAUGAGGAAAUGGCAGCUCUUAGGCAUCGGCUGAAACAUGCCUGGGAUCGCGAAAUCGACCCACUAGCGAUCAGAAGCUUCGCUGCCGAGUUCUUGGAUUGGAAAUAUCGCUCCGGUGCUCGGAAAGUGAUCAAGAACCUAGCCGAGCCUUUGGUUACAUACAGACUUCGCCGCCAAAGACCAGUAUCGGCCAUCUCGGGUCCCUCGCUUGCACCGGAGUGCGAUACACCAUGGCUCCAAAAGGUUUACAAAAGCCGUGUUAGCUUCGGUACAGAUGGCAUGACCGAGUUGCAAAUUGAUAUGCUCCCAAUUGACGUCGUUGGCCUUGACCUUAUGAAGGAAGAACCAAAUCCUCCACUCCCGUCUUCGGAGACGGAGCCUUCCGUCGACACGGCUCAGAUUGAAGGCGAAGAAGACGAGGCAGAGCUUGCCGCCGAUGAACCUCAACCCGCAACGUCUUCUAAGGCUCGAGUCACAAAGCGCUAUGAUGUCUAUGCUGUUCAAAAGAUGUGGGUGCUGGAGUCCGUCGCCAAGCUUGGCCUUCCCACUAUUGUCAAAAAGUGGGAGGAUGAGCAAGCUGAGAAGGCCAAGAAGGCCGCUGCUCCCAAGAAGUCGGGUACCCGACGAACGGGCCCGAAGAAGAAGGGGGCCAUCGACCCGGGAAUGAAGCGUGGUAGCAUAUUGAAAUAUGGAACGCUUACGAAGGAAAGAUCCAACCUUUCUGCAUCCAAUAAGUCAUACUUGCUGGAAAGUGCUUCUACAAAACAACAGCCGGCCUUGCUUCGGGCUUUGUCUUCUUCAUCUCAGGUCAUAGACCUCGAGGAUGAUUCUUUCACGCUGAGUAUGUACUCCCAGCAACAAUCCUCGGGUCAUACGCGUGCUUCCUCACGUGAGGUGGACGAGUUAAUUGAGACGUUCUCCUCGCUAACAACUAGACCACCAUCAUCAAGAGUGAAGGGCCCUCCAGCAGUUGACCAGUUUUCUAUACGAUCCCGAGCUCGGCCGGUGUCAAAUGAUGCGUUUGAUGUCAACAAAUCAACCCUAUCGGCUGUCGAGUCUGUUGGUGUGCAGGAAUCCUCGAAUUCGUCAGCAGAACCGUCAAGCCAUUCAGUCAAAUCGAGAAGCUCAAAAAAUGAAGGUGGAGCCGCAGGAAAGAGUCUUGGGGGUACCUCACGCAAGCUCAAGCAAAAGACUUCCAACACUACACACAAGCCCGAUAUGAGCUCACACGCUCUUGAGGACGCCUUCAGUCUCGACUACUUGGAGGGACCUAUGGGUUCACUAUCAAUUUCCGAGGAACAUGAUGAGCAAAAACAUGAUCUCCCAGCCCGCUCAUUGCGUAAACCUAGGUUAUCAAAGGCGGAUGAUGGCACCACCGGGCGUCCUUCGCAAACCAGUCCUGUGAAAACUAUGCAGGCAUCGGAACAGGCUUUGUCGCAAAAGAUCCCGCUAAGAGCCCAACCCAAAUACUCAAUCAAGCCGAACCAGGAACGCGAUAAGCAUGCCAUUCAUUCAAAGACCAUUGCGUCGUCCAAGAAAUCUCGCGCCACCUCAAAGGACCACUCGAUGACUUCUUUAAAGGCAGAGCAGCAGACCUCAAUCAAUACGCGAACAAAAGGCCAUAUCGAAAACAUCACGAUAUUGGAUGGCUUCUGGACAGUUGAUACAUUCUCUGCCACCGGUAUGGAUCCGGUCAACUCAGAUGCUCGUCAGACCGAUACAAAGAACGAUGCACAAUCUACAAAGAACCCUCGGAGGAGGCGUGUGGCCCGGGUGAGCAUUGUGGACAUGAUUUGA
Penicillium cataractarum is the source of this 2706-nucleotide messenger RNA. Its product is annotated as crossover junction endodeoxyribonuclease. Lineage: Eukaryota; Fungi; Ascomycota; Eurotiomycetes; Eurotiales; Aspergillaceae. The coding region runs from base 1 to 2706 and encodes 901 amino acids. The transcript has 2 exons. The record is from RefSeq and is a predicted model, not a curated record. Gene Ontology annotation, molecular function: 5'-flap endonuclease activity; crossover junction DNA endonuclease activity.